Molecule: messenger RNA, 631 nt
Organism: Hibiscus syriacus
Lineage: Eukaryota; Viridiplantae; Streptophyta; Magnoliopsida; Malvales; Malvaceae
Product: F-box/FBD/LRR-repeat protein At2g26030-like
Exons: 3
Coding region: 129-533 (134 amino acids)
Source: RefSeq, a predicted model, not a curated record
GAGCAGAUAUUGAAAUCACUCUAUUAGCUAGUGUGGAUUAUGAACGUGCAAAAAAUCUUCUCAAGGGAAUUUGCAAUGUACAGUGUCUUUGUUUAGCCAUUGAAGAUUGUUCUAAAACGCUUUUUCCGAUGCCUCUUGAUCCAGUGCUUGCAUUUAACAACCUCAUUGAACUGGAAUUUUGUAAUUACUAUAGUAAAAAUUGGCAAGGAACUUGGAUUGUGGAGUAUCUACAUUGCAUGCCUAAUCUAGAGACACUUACCCUGUAUAUGGUAAGUACUUCAGAAGGGUUCAGGUCAUUGCCUACAACAGUUCCUUUGUGUUUGUUAUUUCGCAUCAAGGAGAUUGAAAUAAAACACUUUGAAGGAGAGGGGCAUAUGUUUGAAAUGAUUAGUUAUUUCUUGAAACAUGCAUCAGUUCUGGAGAAGCUUGUAAUUUUACUUAUUGAUCCAGUGGAGAAUGAAGAAUCGACUAUCAUUGAAGAACUAUUGAGUUUACCGAAGAAAUCAAAGAAAUGUAAAAUCGUGACUCCCUGAUAUUUCAUUUUGUCUCUUCUACUUUGUAUUGUUUUAGAGAGGCUUCAUCUCAGUUGGUUUGGUUUCGUGUAACACUUCUUUGUUGCAUGUAUCAAAUG